Messenger RNA from Fraxinus pennsylvanica, 537 nucleotides. The record is from the annotation of a GenBank genome assembly. NCBI's taxonomy places the organism in Eukaryota, Viridiplantae, Streptophyta, Magnoliopsida, Lamiales, Oleaceae.
AUGAAGUCUGAUGAAGUUGUAGAUCCCUUUCCUGACCUUGUGCUUCCUUCUGUGACUUUAUCUUCAUCAAUUGAUCUUCCCGUUAAAGACUCUCAUUUUCAGCCUGAACCACAUACUCAAGCUUUGCCUUACAAUAUUAUCCCAAAUUCUUCCAAUAACACAGAUUACCCUGCUCCAGAAUCUCAAACUCCUAAUCAAUCACCACCUAUCAGUCAGGACUCGGAGAAGUUGGGUUUUUUGGAGAAUGAGUUGAUUCAGGUGAAUGUGAGUUUCAUAGGCAAAUGCCACAUGGCAGUGGAGGAAAAUUUGGGAUCUUUCGGGUUCGGGAAGAACGAGCCUCAGUGGGAAUGGGGUGUCCAGGAGGCAGAGGAGGUGGGAGAAGGAGAAGCAGGAGAGGUUGAGGAAAUAGGAGCCCAAACAUCUUGUGAAAAUUGUAAAUUGCUCGCCCACACUUGCACGGCCAUCGCAGGGCCUCUGGAAGAAUUUCCGGAGUCAUUACUUGAGAUGGGGAACUCUCUACUGGAGAAACUGCAUUAG